Messenger RNA from Homarus americanus (American lobster), 1937 nucleotides. Its product is annotated as carboxypeptidase E-like. NCBI's taxonomy places the organism in Eukaryota, Metazoa, Arthropoda, Malacostraca, Decapoda, Nephropidae. The transcript is spliced from 12 exons. The record is from RefSeq and is a predicted model, not a curated record. Gene Ontology annotation, molecular function: zinc ion binding; metallocarboxypeptidase activity. Gene Ontology annotation, biological process: proteolysis. The coding region runs from base 133 to 1617 and encodes 494 amino acids.
AGUAAUGCGCUUGCGCGGGCCGAUUGAGUAACUGAGAAGGUGCACUAGUCUAACAACCACACAGGCAACAGCUAGGAACUACUGUAGAUUUAUCAAGAGCCAUUAACAGGACGCUGAACAGGUAUAGGGGCAAUGUGGGCGGUGUUGAGUGUGGUCCUGUGGGUGGCCUCGCCUGCUCUCCCGGCUGUGGUACCUGUGAAGAACAGCGAGUCGGAGUUUGAAUGGAAGCACCACAACAACCAGGAGUUAGAGGAGGUACUUCGGAGUGUGGCCGAGCGCUGCAAGGACGUGGCCCGUCUUUAUGCCCUCAGCGUGCCCUCGGUCAGGAACGUUCCUCUCUGGGUCCUGGAACUCUCAGAUGAUCCUGGACAACAUGAGUUAUUGGAGCCGGAGUUUAAAUAUGUGGCCAACAUGCACGGUAAUGAGGUGUUGGGCAGAGAGCUGGUGCUGGGCCUGGCAGACCACCUGUGUAACGAGUGGCGUGCUGGAAACACUGACGUUCGCAACCUCCUCUCCAACACCAGAAUUCACCUCUUCCCCUCCAUGAACCCCGACGGAUGGCAGCUUUCUACGGAAACUGGCCACAGGGACUACCUCAAGGGUCGUGCCAACAAUAACAGCGUAGACUUGAACCGGGACUUCCCAGACCUGGACCGCAUCAUGUACAGCAAUGAGGACCAACAUGUACAGCACAACAACCACCUCAUGGACCAUCUUCUGGGCCUCGACCACCAGCCUCAGCCAGAGACAUGGGCAGCCAUGAAAUGGAUCAUGAGUACACCUUUCGUGCUGUCAGCCAACCUGCACGGCGGAGACCUGGUAGCUAACUAUCCUUAUGAUGCCUCACGCUCUGGGGCUGUUCAGGAGUAUGCUCACACCCCUGAUGAUGACACAUUCAAGCAUCUGGCUAGGGUGUACGCCAACCACCACCCAUCUAUGUCAGACCCUCACCGAAAGCCCUGCAGUCCUGGCGAUUACUCAUUUGGCCCUUAUGGGGGUGUGACUAAUGGCGCCGCAUGGUACAGCAUCCGUGGAGGUAUGCAGGACUUCAACUACCUCUCGUCUAAUGACAUGGAGGUAACACUGGAACUGGGGUGUGACAAAUACCCCGCAGCCUCCACCCUCAAACAGGAAUGGCUCGACAAUAAGGAUGCUCUCAUGGAGUACAUAUGGCAAACACACUUGGGCGUGAAGGGCAUUGUCAAGGAUUCCCUGACAGGACUGGGCAUCCCCGGUGCUCUGAUCCACGUGAAAAACGUCACUCGCAUCAACGACACCCACGUUAGGGAUGAAUUCAUCAACCAUGACAUGACUUCAGUGCACGGUGGAGACUAUUGGCGUCUGUUGGUGCCAGGGGACUACGAGUUGACUGCUACUGCCGAGGGCUACAUGCCACUGACACACACCAUCACCGUGACCAACCCAUACCACAAAGAGGCCAUGCGGAGGGACUUUGACUUAACUCCCGUCCAACUGCACAAGGCUGAAGAUGGGGGUGGUGAGGUGUAUGACACAUAUCCCCAGGGCGAGGAUCCUACCAUGGACGAGGUGCCUCUGGAUGAAAACUAUACGAGUGACAUCGGAGGACUUCCCCGCGGACCUCCCUACUUGUACUAAACUCUGCCAACCACACCACCUCGGAGCCAACUCAACUCAGUCCUGUUUAUUUUUCCCUGCUGAUGACCUGCAUACGUACCUGCUACCAUAGAAUAUCUGCCGGUGGUCACAUCAACUAUACUAGACAGGUGUAUCCUCAAAUUGUGUUCAGUAGCCUCGUAACUUUUUAUUUACUGCAGUAGACAAUUGAAAAGCAGUUUUAUCAGUAUAUGUAAUUUGCAGAUUUUAGGUAGAAUUUAAUUUGGAACAUGACUUCACAACUUCAAUAGCAAUUUUGUUCACAGUAGUCUUUUGGUUUAUAAACUAUUCCCGAAUCCUGU